GCUAUGCAAGAGUUCCCGACGGUAUUUCGCUUCAACCUUCCCACCCGCAUAAGGGGUCAGUGCGCUGAGGCGCUGAGGCCUUCAUUGGCUUCUUCGAGUGGGCGUGUUAUCGCAUCGCGGGAAGCCGUUUACUUGCAAGAGAAAGAACUCUCAUAUGUUCCAAGAAAGCGAUGGCCGAGCCGCGCGUCCGUAGCCAUUUUGGCUCAGGAUAUUGUGGCAUCAGCAGCUCUGGGGGAAAAGAUUCAAAUGCGCGCGAGGGAACAUGAUCCAACAGACAUACGGACAUUCGAAUGAGACAGUUGCGGACAUUAUCGGCAAGUGGAAUUUGAACGAUGAUGCACAAGACGCACUUUUCAAAUUAGCGCCGGAUGUGGCCGCAGAGGUGUUGAUAAAGUUUGCGCCUGUGCAGUACGAAGGUCGAGAUGUGAACGGGAAGUUUAUCAUGUUUGCCAGUGGUGUCGCGAAGAGUCUAAAAGGCGCUGGCAAGGGCAAAGGUGCAAGCAUCAUAGAGUUCGUCAAUCAGUGGAAUCUGAAUGAAGAUGCGCAGGCUCGAUUGUGGAAGUUGCCACCACAUCUUAUGUGUGAAGCAGUUUCGUCUUUUGCGCCUCUCAAUUACGAAGGACAGGACGUGAAUGGCAAGUUCAUUAUGUUUGCUAGUGGGUUGAGCCGUGGGUCAAAGGGCAGCGGUAAGAGCACGCCUAAAGGUAGCGUUCCUAAAGGCAAGGGCGGUUGCGAGAGUGCACGUCUGACGAAGGGCUGCAAGCAUCCAGCGUUAUCAAGCUUGGGCUCUUCAUUUGAUGCGGUAGACAACGGACUCAGUCGGGAGCCUCCAGCCAUUGGUUGGACGACCUGUCCCUUUCCGAUCAGCGAAUCGAGCAGUCUCCAGGCAGGCCCAACGGAGACAGUGGAGGAUAUAAUAAAUAAGUGGGCCUUGAACAUCGACGCGCAGACGGCCCUAUUCAAACUAGCACCAGAAGUGGCCGUCGAGGUGUUGAUGAGUUUCGCACCUGUGAAUUGCGAAGGCCGAGAUGUGAACGGGAAGUUUAUCAUGUUCGCGAGCAGUAUCGCGAAGAACCGCAAAGGUCAGGGCAAAGGAAAGGGCGCAAGCAUCGCAGACUUCAUCAAUCAUUGGAAUCUGAAUGAAGAUUCGCAGACCAGACUGUGCAAGUUGCCACCACCAUUGAUGUUUGAAGCGAUUUCAUCUUUUGCGCCUCUCAAUUAUGGAGGGCAGGACGUGAAUGGCAAGUUCAUUAUGUUUGCUAGUGGGCUCCUCCGUGGACCGAAAGGCAGUGGGAAGAGCACACCCCCGACAGGUGAUCAGAAGGGCAGAGGCGGCGGGAAGAGUAUGUUUCAUGGUAGCGGUGGUGGUAAGAUGGCCUGGGGGUCCGAAUCCAGUGCUGCUGGAAAGUUCGCGAACAGCGAGCCCAGCUGGGAAUUUCAAGCGAGUGGCUUGCAGUCAUCGGCACCAGAGACCGUACAGGAUAUCAUAAACAAGUGGGCCCUGAACAUCGAUGCGCAGACGGCCCUAUUCAAACUAGCGCCAGAAGUGGCCGUCGAGGUGUUGAUGAGUUUUGCACCUGUGAAUUGCGAAGGCCGAGAUGUGAACGGGAAGUUUAUCAUGUUCGCGAGCAGUAUCGCGAAGAACCGCAAAGGUCAGGGCAAAGGAAAGGGCGCAAGCAUCGCAGACUUCAUCAAUCAUUGGAAUCUGAAUGAAGAUUCGCAGACCAGACUGUGCAAGUUGCCACCACCAUUGAUGUUUGAAGCGAUUUCAUCUUUUGCGCCUCUCAAUUAUUGCAUGGGCAGGACGUGAAUGGCAAGUUCAUUAUGUUUGCCAGUGGGCUCCUCCGUGGACCGAAAGGUGGCGGGAAGGGAGGACAUCGGUUUUCGCCAUAUUAGGACCUGGUUGUGAUCAAAGGUGACCUGGGUUGAACGUAAUAGUUUCUAUACUUGGAGAGCGGUUUAUCUUGUCAACCUGAAAGAGAAAACAAGGACGUGCUCGCGCUCAUCGUCGCGAAGCGUGGUGGCGAGUUGAUCGAUGUGCAUACACGGAUG
Messenger RNA from Prorocentrum cordatum, 2052 nucleotides. The record is from the annotation of a GenBank genome assembly. NCBI's taxonomy places the organism in Eukaryota, Dinophyceae, Prorocentrales, Prorocentraceae.